Tachysurus fulvidraco (yellow catfish) is the source of this 3633-nucleotide messenger RNA. It is a transcript of the gene hmgcra, whose product is annotated as 3-hydroxy-3-methylglutaryl-CoA reductase a. NCBI's taxonomy places the organism in Eukaryota, Metazoa, Chordata, Actinopteri, Siluriformes, Bagridae. Gene Ontology annotation, molecular function: NADP binding; hydroxymethylglutaryl-CoA reductase (NADPH) activity; protein binding. The record is from RefSeq and is a predicted model, not a curated record. Gene Ontology annotation, cellular component: peroxisomal membrane; endoplasmic reticulum membrane. The transcript is spliced from 20 exons. Gene Ontology annotation, biological process: sterol biosynthetic process; isoprenoid biosynthetic process; coenzyme A metabolic process. Bases 209 to 2860 code for a protein of 883 amino acids.
GCGGCAGGUGAUUGGUCUCAGCGCCGGACAGCUCACUUAAACAACCGUCAAUGGAUUAAACACUGUCCGCUUUUCCUAAUAGCACUGGGCCGAGAAUAACCCUCACCAUCCAUCCAUCCUCUGGGUUCAUGCAUUAACCAGCUUCACAUCAUUGCUGUAAUUAUCUAUUAUUUUCCUGCCCUCGUUACAAUAAAUCAGAGAGAUCGAGAUGCUGAGCAGACUUUUCCGACUCCAUGGCCUGUUUGUGGCCUCACAUCCUUGGGAGGUGAUUGUAGCCACUGUGACUCUCACCGUCUGCAUGAUGUCCAUGAACAUGUUUACUGGCAAUAACCGCAUUUGUGGUUGGAACUUUGACUGUCCCAAGUACGAGGAGCAAAUCCUCAGCAGUGACAUCAUCAUUUUGACAAUCACACGUUGCAUUGCUAUCAUCUACAUUUACUUCCAAUUUCAAAAUCUUCGACAGCUUGGGUCAAAGUAUAUACUCGGAAUUGCUGGACUUUUCACAAUCUUCUCCAGUUUUGUGUUCAGCACUGUUGUGAUUCAUUUUUUGGAUAAGGAGCUGACUGGUUUAAAUGAGGCAUUGCCAUUCUUCCUGCUCCUGAUUGACCUCUCUAAGGCAUGUGCUCUGGCAAAAUUUGCACUGAGUUCAAACUCACAGGAUGAAGUUAGAGAAAACAUAGCCAGAGGAAUGGCAGUACUGGGUCCAACGUUCACUUUGGAUGCUCUGGUUGAGUGUCUAGUAAUUGGUGUAGGGACCAUGUCAGGUGUUCGCCAGCUUGAGAUCAUGUGCGGCUUCGGAUGCAUGUCUGUCCUCGCCAACUACUUUGCUUUCAUGACUUUCUUCCCAGCCUGUGUCUCAUUAGUGCUUGAGUUAUCAAGGGAUAGCAGAGAGGGACAUCCUAUCUGGCAGCUGAGCCACUUUGCCCGUGUCCUUGAGGAAGAGGAGGACAACAAACCCAAUCCGGUCACACAAAGGGUCAAGAUGAUCAUGUCUCUUGGCCUGGUGAUGGUUCACGCUCACAGUCGAUGGAUUGCAGAUCCUGCAUCUCCAAACAAAACUCUGGAUGUUCCUCAAGUGGGAAUGAGUUUAAAUUCACCCAAGAGGAUUGAGCCAGAUAUGUCUUUGUGGCAAUUCUACUUGUCCAGAAUGAUCAGCAUGGACGUUGAACAGGUCAUCACUUUAGGUCUUGCACUCUUCUUGGCUGUGAAGUACAUUUUCUUUGAGCAGGUGGAAACCGAGUCUACGCUGUCUCUUAAAAUCUCUACUCCUCCUACCAUGCUCGCACAGAAAUGGUGUCCUGACCAGUGCUGCAGGAAGGAAGUGAAAUCCUGCUCUAACAGGACUGAGAAGCCCACUGCUCAUCCUCCUGCCAUCACUAAAGAGGAAAGAGAUUUAGUGAUAAAGCCAUUUCCUAUCACGAAUGAGCCAAGUCCAAAAAGUAUGUUUGUGCUGGGAGAGGGAGAAACCUUGGAAAGUAGUGUUGUGGUGGAGUCUCAGCCCAACAUCCCUUCAGAGCCCAGGCCAAUGGAAAAAUGCUUGAACAUUCUGAGAGACCCACAGAUGGGCUCUCGAAACCUGAGUGAUGAUGAAAUUAUGAUGUUAGUAAAUGCAAAGCACAUUCCUGCCUAUAAGCUGGAGGCGAUGAUGGAAAGCCCAGUGAGAGGGGUGAUGAUCCGCAGGAAGAUGCUCCACCCCAAACUCCCCAGGACUUCUGCACUUACCUGCCUUCCAUACAAAGACUACAAUUACUCUCAGGUGAUAGGAACUUGCUGUGAGAACAUCAUUGGUUAUAUGCCUAUUCCAGUGGGUGUUGCAGGACCGCUGCUGUUGGAUGGAAAGCAGUUCCAGGUCCCUCUGGCUACAACCGAGGGCUGUCUUGUGGCCAGCACGAAUCGAGGAUGCAGAGCGAUAGCACUGGCUGGCGGAGCCAGCAGCAGGCUUUUGGCUGAUGGCAUGACCCGUGGACCUGUGGUUCGCAUGCCUUCUGCCUGCAAGGCUGCUGAGGUCAAAGCAUGGCUAGAGAGCCCAGAGGGUUACAAAUGCAUUAAACAGGCAUUUGACAACACUAGCAGGUUUGCACGUUUAGAGAAACUCCUGAUUGGCCUUGCUGCACGUAAUCUAUAUAUCCGUUUCCAGUCCCAAACUGGAGAUGCCAUGGGGAUGAACAUGAUCUCAAAGGGAACAGAGCAGGCUCUGGCUAGGCUUAAAGAAGAAUUCCCUGAGCUGCAGAUCCUGGCAGUUAGUGGGAACUACUGCACUGAUAAAAAACCAGCUGCUAUUAACUGGAUUGAAGGCAGGGGCAAGUCUGUCGUGUGUGAAGCUUUCAUACCUGCUCAAGUUGUCAGAGAGGUUUUAAAGACCAGUACGGAAGCUCUGGUAGAUUUAAAUAUCAAUAAGAAUCUUGUGGGUUCUGCCAUGGCAGGAAGUAUUGGGGGCUACAAUGCUCAUGCUGCCAACAUCGUUGCUGCAAUUUACAUCGCAUGUGGACAGGACCCAGCUCAGACUGUGGGCAGCUCUAACUGUAUCACUUUAAUGGAAGCAUCAGGACCCACAGGAGAGGAUCUUUACAUCAGCUGCACCAUGCCUUCCAUUGAGCUGGGCACUGUAGGAGGAGGCACCAAUCUGGCACCUCAGCAAGCCUGUCUGCAGAUGUUGGGCGUGCAAGGUGCCAGUGACAUGUGCCCAGGUGAGAAUGCCCGGCAACUUGCCAGGGUGGUGUGUGCGACUGUACUAGCAGGGGAAAUAUCACUCAUGGCUGCUCUUGCUGCUGGACAGCUAGUUAAAAGUCACAUGACACAUAAUAGGUCAAAAGUAAAUUUACAGGGAACUCCAGGAAGCUGCACAAAGCAAGCAUCUUGAGACUUUAAUAUCUUGAGGAUCAUCUGAUCAUCUGAGGAUCAACUUUUUCUAUUGAGUAAAAGUCAAUUGGGUGGCUGAAACAAAAAAUAAUUCCAGCACGCAGUCCAGGGGAGAAAUGCUUUUAUUCUCAAAGAAUGCUGAAAUCACAACAUUAAUGAUCACUCUAAUAUCACUGUAAUAUUUGGACAUUUCACUUUUCCACAUCACAGAUGCUGUUUUCGAUGCCUUCUGUGUUUGUUGGAUGCAUUCACAACAUAAUUUAUUUUUGAUAUUUCACUAUUUAUACAAAAAUAUUGGCCAUAUUUUUGUUACAAAAAAUGUCUUCUGGCCAACAUGAAGAGCCAUCAUUCAUCCCUACAAGUAUUUCUUUUGUUGGAACAGACAUAAAAGGCAAAAUUUAGCCUUCUGCAGUUACUCCCAGCUAUAUUUAUCUGAAUGCAUGGUCUGAAUGCUGUUGCUUGUGUGUGGAAUUAAAUCAAGACCUAUGUACACGCAUUGUACAUGUACAAUAAUAAGACAUGCCUGUGCACAUGGAGCAUUUAUUGCAUACUAGCAUUGCUUGUGUGUUACUGUACAACUUAAUGUGAAAGAACCAUGGACUACCUGCCCAAAAUAUAAUUAAUUCUUUAUGUUUUUAUAAUUAAAAAUAUAUAAAACAAAUAUAUAAAAAUAGGAAAAUUCUAAUUCAUUCACUGCUUGUUAUUUAUUUCUGCUGUAUGGUGUGUAUGAACACUUCAUUAUUAUAAUAAGAUUAAAAUACAGUACGAAGAUGA